AUGAAUACAUACACAUUUUCUAUCUCUAUAUCCAUCUUCUGCAUACUCACCCACAUUUCAUCAUCCUUAACCUCCGACGGCCUCUCCUUACUAGCCCUCAAAUCCGCCAUUACAACCGACCCAACAAACUCUCUAACCACCUGGUCCGAAACCGACUCCACCCCCUGCCAUUGGUCCGGCAUCACCUGCAACUCCGCCCACCGUGUCACCGCCGUCUUCUUCCCUCACCGCAACCUCACCGGCUACCUCCCCUCAGAACUCGGCGCCCUUCUCUCUCUAAAACACCUCACUCUCUCUAACAACAACUUCUCUAAACCCAUCCCUGAUCAUUUAUUCAACGCCACUAAUCUCUUACCCAUUGAUUUAUCACACAACUCCCUCACCGGACCUUUACCGGAAAAAAUUAAAAACCUCAAAAUGUUAAUGUUUUUCGAAACCUUACUAGCCUCGCCGGAACUGUUAACUUGUCGUGGAAUGAAUUUUCCGGCGAGAUUCCGGCGUCUUACGGGCUGUUUCCGGUCAUGGUUAGUUUGGAUCUCCGGGGUCGCUGGAACCACCGCCGCCGUAGACGACGGCACCGGCUCCGCCGGAGGUCUUAUCGCUGAUGUCACUCUCAUAACGGCUAGUCCUGAUGUAACGGCUAGUUUCUCGCUAACAACUCGUUCGGAUUCAAUUUAUGAUUGCAGGCUCUUGUGGACUGAGUCAUUGAGGGAAUCUCGGAGGAAUAUGCUUCUAUUUGUGCAUGUGAGUGGGGCUGAUGACCGUUAUGGUGAUCGUGGAUAG
Molecule: messenger RNA, 783 nt
Organism: Helianthus annuus (common sunflower)
Lineage: Eukaryota; Viridiplantae; Streptophyta; Magnoliopsida; Asterales; Asteraceae
Product: probable LRR receptor-like serine/threonine-protein kinase At4g37250
Exons: 3
Coding region: 1-783 (260 amino acids)
Molecular function (GO): protein binding
Source: RefSeq, a predicted model, not a curated record